Messenger RNA from Penicillium maclennaniae, 876 nucleotides. RefSeq names its product nicotinate-nicotinamide nucleotide adenylyltransferase. The transcript has a single exon. Gene Ontology annotation, molecular function: nicotinamide-nucleotide adenylyltransferase activity; ATP hydrolysis activity. NCBI's taxonomy places the organism in Eukaryota, Fungi, Ascomycota, Eurotiomycetes, Eurotiales, Aspergillaceae. The record is from RefSeq and is a predicted model, not a curated record. The coding region runs from base 1 to 876 and encodes 291 amino acids. Gene Ontology annotation, cellular component: cytoplasm; nucleus.
AUGGCAUCCUUUCGGUCGCUUCGUGCGAAGUACGCCUCGCUUUUGAGACAAUUCGCGGCUUCCACCAGAGAUUUGGAAGUCCUCACCAGUGUCUCUACUGAGCCAAAUUCUCCCGCAAAGACCCUAUAUGUGUUGGACUCGUCCUUCAACCCCCCAACAUUCGCCCAUCUCCGCAUUGCCAGCACAGCUCUCUUAGAAAGACCCGACCCAAGCUCCCGAUUGCUCCUUCUUCUAGCAACACAGAAUGCCGACAAGGCGACGAAACCUGCGCCUUUCGAAGACCGGCUCGCCAUGAUGGAGCUAUUCGCGCACGACUUGCGCACACACCUGGCAAACACAAAGGCAAACAUGGCCUCUUCCGAGCCCACCGAGGAACUAGUAUACAUUCCCUCAAUUGACAUAGGCGUGACGAAAAAACCCUAUUUUGUUGAUAAAGCUGCGGCAAUCGAGGCAUGCGAUAUCUACCCCUCUCCGCUGGAACAGGUCCAUCUUACAGGAUACGAUACGUUGAUUCGUAUCCUCAAUCCCGAAUACUAUCCUCCGGAGCAUAACUUGGAGCCUCUUGUUCCUCUCUUCUCGAAACAUCGAUUGCGUGUGACGUUGCGACCGAGUGAUGAGUGGGGUACCAAAGAUGAACAGAGAGAGUUCGUCGACAGCAUUGCCCGUGGUGAUAUGGAGAAGAACGGCGUCCGCAGAGAAUGGGCACAGCGAAUUACACUUGUUAAUGGAAGGGCUCCAGGUGCACCUUCCGUUAGCUCUACAAAAGCACGCCAGGCAAUGCAGUCUGCUGUGGAGGAUCUGGAUUGGCUUGUUCCAGAGAACGUGAAGCAAUUCGUUUCGUCCGAAAAGCCGUACUCUGAAGACCCAAAGACCUGA